This is a messenger RNA of Ruditapes philippinarum (Manila clam), 4575 nucleotides long. Its product is annotated as cap-specific mRNA (nucleoside-2'-O-)-methyltransferase 1-like. Gene Ontology annotation, cellular component: nucleus; cytoplasm. The record is from RefSeq and is a predicted model, not a curated record. NCBI's taxonomy places the organism in Eukaryota, Metazoa, Mollusca, Bivalvia, Venerida, Veneridae. The coding region runs from base 96 to 2936 and encodes 946 amino acids. Gene Ontology annotation, biological process: 7-methylguanosine mRNA capping. Gene Ontology annotation, molecular function: methyltransferase cap1 activity; nucleic acid binding; protein binding. The transcript has 27 exons.
CUUUUUAAAUCUUCCAAAUGAAGAUAUUCUUUACAAACAUUAAAAUGUGACAUUUUUAUAAUUUUUUGUUUCAAUUGAGUCUAAAAUACAUCGAAAUGGCAUCUAGCUUUGCAGAAACAACGUCUGAAUCAGACAGUGAUGAGGACCCCAUCCAGCCCCCUGUCAAGAAGCUACGUACCAAGUAUCAUGAUUCAGAAUCAGACAGUGAUUCGGACCCGAUCGAGUCCCCUGUCAAGAAGCAACGUACCACCUAUAAUCCUCAUGCUGAGAAGAUGAUGGCCAAGAUGAGCAACAAAGCAGGAACAGGUCUCGGAAAAAAUGCACAAGGAUUAAGUCAUACAUGCCAUAAUGUCCCAGACGACCGGGAUUGUCAGGGAAAUCAGCCGACCAUCCCGGAGGUGUCCCAGAAAAGAUUAUUUCAGGAAUCAGACAGUGAUUCGGACCCGAUCGAGUCCCCUGUCAAGAAGCAACGUACCACCUAUAAUCCUCAUGCUGAGAAGAUGAUGGCCAAGAUGAGCAACAAAGCAGGAACAGGUGAGAUGUCCCGGAAAAGAUUUUUUGAGGAAUCGGACAAUGAUGGGGAACCGAUCGAGCCCCCUGUCAAGAAGCCACAUACCACCUAUGAUGCUGUCAAGAAGCCACAUACCCAAUAUAAUGCUUUUGCUGAGAAGAUGAUGGCCAAGAUGGGCUAUAAAGAAGGAAAAGGUCUUGGAAAAAAUGCACAAGGUCGUGUAAACAUUGUUGAAGCAUCUAUGCAAAGGGGGAGGAGAGGUCUUGGCUUAACACUGAAGGGGCUAGAGCCAUCAAUGGAAGCUGACUGGAAUGAAGAGGACGAUCAGGUUAUCAUAGACGAGGUGGUAGAGUGGUUACCAUGUUGUGAGGAAGCAGUUCCAUCUAUAGAGGUUCUGAGAAACUGGAAAACAAUAGGACCAAAAAAGUUGACAUUAGACAAUGAGACACAGUUCUGUACAGAAAAUACUCUCGAAGAAGUUCUCAGUAGUAAGAGUAUAUUUGACAGACUGGAACCUGAAGAGAUGAGGAAAGCUAGAACCAGGUCUAAUCCAUAUGAAACUAUCAGAGGGGCUUUCUUUCUUAACAGGGCAGCUAUGAAGAUGGCAAACAUGGAUGCUGUUCUAGACUUUAUGUUUACAAAUCCAAAAUACCCGAAUGGGAGGCCAAUGGUUGGACCCAAUGAUCUUCUAUAUUUUGCUGAUAUCUGUGCUGGUCCUGGGGGGUUUAGUGAGUAUGUACUAUGGAGAACCAAUGCAGAGGCUAAAGGAUUUGGUAUGACCUUGAAAGGAUCUUGUGAUUUCAAACUUGAGGACUUUUUUGCUGGCCCACCUGAGAUGUUUGAACCUCAUUAUGGUGUGGGAGGUAUCGAGGGAGAUGGUGAUAUAUUCCGUCCUGAAAAUCAACAAGCAUUUAUACAGUUUGUAAAAGAUAAUACAGACAAUCAAGGUGUACAUGUGGUCAUGGCAGAUGGAGGAUUUUCUGUUGAAGGUCAGGAAAAUAUUCAGGAAAUUCUCUCAAAACAGUUAUAUUUAUGUCAGUUCCUAGUUGCAGUGUCUAUACUUAGAACAGGUGGCCAUUUUGUAUGUAAAUUGUUUGACCUGUUCACACCAUUCAGUGUUGGUCUUGUAUAUCUCAUGUACAGAAUAUUUGAAGGUGUUUCUAUAUUUAAACCUGUGACAAGUCGACCAGCCAACUCAGAAAGAUAUAUUAUAUGUAAGAGUUUACGUAAGGACUGUGAACCGGUCAGACAGUACUUUCAUGAAAUAAACUUGAACCUGUCGGAACUACUGCGACCUACAUCAGACGAGGAUCUUACUGAUAUAGUGCCAAUGUCAUACCUACAAAACAAUGAAGCAUUCUAUGAGUAUAUAUGUGUGUCUAAUGAUAGUCUUGGAAAGCUUCAGAUAUUGAAUCUGCAAAAAAUUCGAGUUUUUACACAAAAUACUAACUUAUAUGAGACUAGACAAAAAGAUGUCAGAGCUACAUUAUUAAAGAAAUGGCAGGUAGAUGAUGAAGUUAGAACAGCCCCUGCUAAAUCCCGACCACAAGAGAAAAUACAGAGUCUUUUGGGUAAUGAUGACAUGAGUUAUUUUGAUCAUGUGACAGAGAAAUUAUCUGUGGAAAAUUUACGAACAAUCAAAGGUGUAUAUGAUUAUAGAUGUAUGGUAACAGGCGACAAUCCAGAUAAACACAUGUAUAUACUUAGUCUUGGGAGGUCAUCUGUGUUUCAAAGACAAUGUAGACCUAAUGCUCGCUGGACUAAAAUGGAAGAUGGUUUAAAAAUAGAACUACCUCGAGAUACAUUAAUAGAGGCAGAGAUUGUGAUUGAGCUGAGAGGGGAGGGAACUGGACAAAGGAAGAUCACAACAAUGCAUGCACUAGAUGCCCUCUUCCUGUAUGGUAAAGACGUUAGAAAAUUACACUUCAUUGAAAGAAUACAAAAGCUGAGAAAAUUUGCCAAAGCAAUUACAAAAUUAACAAGAAGUGACCUUGUAAGAUUAGUAGUUCCUGAAGUAUUCAGAUUUGAGGAAAUUGGUCAAAUAUUUAGCAGGUUGAAGUUGAAGAGAGUGAAAGGUGGAGGUCAGUUUGGCAGGUUAUGCUACUGUCCUAAAGAUAAUGUUGAUGAAAGGUUCUUUCGACCCACUGGAAUACAUAUCAUUAGAACUGUCAAAGAACCAUGGACUAUGCAAUGGAGUAGAUCACAGAAACGGAAAUAUUUCUUUAACUUACAUAAUGGAGAAUCUAAGUUUGAUUGUCCACCAGAUAGUAUAGCUAAUGUCAAGUCAACAAAGUUGCAAAGUUUUCAUUGGGCAUGGGAGGAAGGUGUGAAGUUGAUAGAAGACCAGCAAGGUGAUGAAGAUGACUCUAAAUUAUCAAAGGCAAAUGUGAUGGACUAUCUACACAGACUGUUGCCCCCAACAUGAAACAUUUAAAGCAUAAUAUAAGUGCCAGGAAAAUACUAAAUCUUGACAUUCAAGUCCUGAUUUUGCAGCAGAAUGUCACAGUGGAACGUCAUAGUACAGUGCCGUAUAUCAUGUGAUAUAUAAUUGAUUAUGGUGUUGCUAUAUCAGAUGUUAAAUGGAUAAUUCAUGUCUGAAUGAUUAUUGAAAUUGAACGAAAGAUAUUUAAGUAAUGAAAUUAUCAGAUCUUAGGUGAGACUUCUUUGAGAAUAUGUCAUAAUUGUAGCCAGUGCUGUUUGAGAGACACUGUUAUAAUCAUAUACAUUCUCAUUUUUAGGGAUAUUGUGAGCUAUUGUACUCACCCAGACGUUGGCAUUGGUGUCACACUUUGGUUAAGUUUCUGCAUGCAUGUUAGUUUCUCCAAAAUUACCGAAGGGAAUGGGUUGAAACUUCACACCUUUAUUUGAGAGCAUAAUAGAUGGUCACUGACCAAAGUCCAUAACUCUAACAUGGACUAUGAUAGGAUUAUGGCCCUCUUUGAACUAAGAAAAUUCUACAUUAUCCAGGCUCUUGUUUUACUAUCAAUCACUGAGAAUAGUGGAGCAUGCUGGUCUACUGACAGCUCUUGUUUGAAUUAGUGCCAUCCUUAUUGUUACUGUCAUGUUACAGUGUUUAUAUGUGUGUGUGACACUGUAACAUUUGUGAAUGCUGUUGACUUAUUUUAUCAGGUUGUGUUUGUAUCAAUGACUUUAUACAAUACAUAAUUAGUGAGUGAUACAAAGGGUAUAGUAACUUAUUUUACAAGACCUUAGUAUGUAAGACCUCAGUAAGUUAUAUGUAAGACCUUAGCAAGUUAUAUGACUUAUUAUAAUGAAUGUUAGAAUUUGAUAAGUAUCAGUUUGUUGAUGGUCAUGAUCUUAGUGUUAUUUCUGUGAAGAAUGUUUCUUGGAGUAUGACAAGUAGCAUGUACAUGUACACAGUUUCCUGCUUUAUAACUGUUAUAGUAUAAAGAUAAACUAUUUAGUCUUUAAAUGAAGUGAUACCUUGUGUUAAAGUUUAUUAAAUGAUAUAACACAUUAUAAUCAACUACAUGUAAUGUCAUAACAUGUUGUUAAACUUGAUUAAAUUUUCUUAGUUUUUAGCUCACCACACCUGAGUACAUAGUACUGAGAGGUGAGAUUUUGUGAUUGCGAUCGAUCAAAAUUGACCAGGCCUUAAAAUUGAUGUGGCCCCAGGAUAACUUUAUUUAUAUAGAUUAAUAUAGAAAACACAUUUAAGUUGUCUUGUGCUAAGGGCUUAAAUAUUUGGCAUUUAGUUUUGCCUACUGUAGUGGACCUCUUCAAAAGACACUUAAAUAAUCCCCGUGAGUGAUGUAGUGCACUCGUGGUUCUCUCAUCUUAGUCAUAUAUUUUGAUUGUAAUAUGAAUUUGUGUCAGUGGAGUUACUUUAGUUCAAAUUUUAACGGGAACAUUUAACUAAAAAGGUUACAUUUUGACCCGGUGUUAGAUGUGUUGGGUUUUCAUGCCUAUCUUAAUUUUCUCAGUUUAUAUGUAGUUGUUUUGACUUAUAUUCGGUCACUUUGACAAGACAUGUGAAAAUUGACCUGUAAUGUAUUUCAUGAACAUUUCAAUGCACCAAAGAAAAAGAUUUUAAAUUUGUUAAA